AUGACUCGCCGCAGAGGUUCGCAAUCGAACAAUCCACAAAGAAUUCUGUCGCCGCGCCGACCGCUUCUGCCCCCUUUGGACCCGAUAAACUCGACGAGCUUCCUCUGUUGCACGAUCGAAGGACCGCCGAGCGAAUAUUUCGUCUCCCACGCGACCGUGACGCUCUUCUUCUGGGCGACAUUCAGAUUCGGCAUGUGGUACUACGGACCCGCCCAUUUCCUCUGGCUUCAAGGUGUUGGUAAGUGGAAAAUUUGACAGAACAGUCGAUAACAUUCUCGAAUUUCAGCCGUGGAUCUUCCGCUGUGGGUGCCGCCGUUCAACAUCUCGAUGUUUGCCGCGUUCAUCGUCUAUGCCUCGCCGCUAAUGCUCAAGUUUGCCCUCUUCCAAGCUGUCUUCGUCACACUCCUCAACAUUUUCUACGUCGGAAAAUUCUUCCACGACUCGUUUUACACGCAAAGCGAUGCUCCGUCGAUCACCGGAUUGGCGAAUUUGACCACCGCGCUCGUCUAUCUCAUUUGUGGUACCGUUUUUUCGAAACAAUUUUAGAAAAAAUGUCGCUUUUUCAGUUCCACUCACUCAACUCCUUCUUAUUCCACAAUACAUGUUGGAAAUGCGGCGAAACGAAGAGCAGGCGCAGAGGGAUUUGCAAAAUCAGCUGCGUUGA
Messenger RNA from Caenorhabditis sp. 36 PRJEB53466, 664 nucleotides. The record is from the annotation of a GenBank genome assembly. NCBI's taxonomy places the organism in Eukaryota, Metazoa, Nematoda, Chromadorea, Rhabditida, Rhabditidae.